This is a messenger RNA of Ipomoea triloba (trilobed morning glory), 8447 nucleotides long. RefSeq names its product protein ILITYHIA. The coding region runs from base 175 to 8064 and encodes 2629 amino acids. Gene Ontology annotation, molecular function: protein kinase regulator activity. The transcript is spliced from 60 exons. Gene Ontology annotation, biological process: cellular response to amino acid starvation; regulation of translation. Lineage: Eukaryota; Viridiplantae; Streptophyta; Magnoliopsida; Solanales; Convolvulaceae. The record is from RefSeq and is a predicted model, not a curated record. Gene Ontology annotation, cellular component: cytosol.
UAGCAAUCUAAAACCCUAAAACUAAAAACUUUAAAGCUCAACUUCAGAGUACUGGACUCCUUUCCUACCCAUUCCGCCGGCGGACGCCAUAUAAUUUGGCGCAAUCAGAAUCAAUAGAUUCGAGCACCUCCGACUCUCGAUUCACUGUCUGAACUCUGAACUGAAUUUUAACACAUGGCAAAUCCAGUGGAAUCACUCGUUUCCAUUGAUUCAUUAGUGCCAACCUCAUCCACCAAGCGUCGAGUUCAGAUCUUCCGUGAUGAGAUUCCCUCUAUUAUCAGCGGUUCAGAAAUGACGACUGAGAUGGCAUCCGUGUUGGUAGAUUUAAUUUUCAAGACAUUAUUUGUUUAUGAUGAUCGAGGAUCAGUUAAAGCAGUAGAUGAUGUGGUAAUAAAAUCUCUGAGACAAGUAGCAUUUAUGAAGAGUUUUGCAGCAACCCUUGUACAGGUUAUGGAAAAGAAUUUGAAGUUUCAGUCGCAUGUAGGCUGUCACAGACUUCUGAAGUGGUCUUGUCUCCUCCUUACUGAAAGUGAGUUUACCUCAGCAUCGAAGAAUGCAUUUUGUAGAGUAGCACAAGUGCAGGCAUCAAUUCUUCAUAUUGGUAUGCAAGGAUCACUCCGUGUAAGAAGAGCCUGCAAACAGACAUUUUUCUUUUUGUUCUCAAAGUUACCAGAUAUUUAUGGAAGUUAUAUGGAAGAACUUAGGGAUUCGAGGAUCUCAUGUAAGGAUUGCCCUGAAAUUGUACUGUUGAUGCUAGAAUAUUCAACACUGAACCCUUCUUUAUUUGAGAAGUGGAAGCAAGUAUUUCUUGACAUGUACACCAAAGUGGUUCUAAAUGCAAGAGAAAAGCCUCCAAGGGGCCUAAGUGAGGCCUUCUUUCCAUUAUUUACUCAUCUAUCUCAUGAAGAUUUUAAAAGUACUGUCAUCCCGCUGUCUGUCAAGAUGUUGAAACGGAACCCUGAGCUUGUUUUGGAAUCAGUUGCAAUCCUUUUACAAUCUGCCAACCUUGACUUGAGCAAAUAUGCUGUUGAGAUGCUUGCAGUGGUGUUAACACAGGCAAGGCAUACUGAUGAAGGAAGAAAAACUACUGCGUUAUCCAUAAUACGAUGCUUGAGCACAAAGUCUAGCAGUCCAGAUGCUCUUGAAGAAAUGUUCAAAGCAGUCAAAUCUGUAAUUGGAGGUUCGGAAGGAAGGCUCACGUUUCCCUACCAGAGAGUUGGUAUGAUUAAUGCACUGCAAGAAAUGUCUAAUGCCUCUGAAGGAAAAUAUCUUACCAGCUUAUCAAAGACGAUUUGUAGUUUUCUUUUGUCCUGUUACAAGGAUGAUGGUAAUGAAGAGGUGAAGCUUGCAAUUUUAUCUUGUUUUGCUUCUUGGGCAGCAAGAUGUGCAGAUGCUAUUGAUCAGGGUGUUGUUUCCUUCAUUUCAAAUGGGUUGAAAGAGAAGGAAAUGUUGAGGAAAGGUCAUCUUCGUUGUGUUCGACUAAUUUGCAAGAACAUUGAUGCUGUUCCUCGGAUUUCAUCUUUGCUGGCACCUCUUCUCCAGCUUGUUAAAACAGGUUUCACCAAAGUAGCACAACGUUUGGAUGGAAUUUAUGCACUUUUCUGUGUUGCAAAAAUUGCUGCGAUAGAUGUUAAAGCAGAUGAGACUGUAAUGAAGGAAAAGAUUUGGGCUUUAAUAUCACAGAAUGAACCUUCAUUGGUACCUAUUACUAUGGCCUCAAAAUUACCAAUUGAGGACUGUAUGGCAUGCCACGACCUUUUUGAGGCCCUUCUGAUUGACCAUCCUCAGAGGAUGUUGGAGACUUUUCCCGUCAGUACAUUUGUGCAGUUUAUACUAUUUGUACUUUGCCAUCCAAGUUGGGCUGUCCGGAGAGCAGCUUAUAAUUCUGUGAAAAAGAUUAUUGCUGCUAUCCCACAGUUAUCUGAAGCCAUAAUGCUUGAAUUUUCAAAUUAUCUCUCCGCUGUUGGUGAAAAGGUUCUUUUGAGAACAAGUGACACAGACAGCUUACCAGACAACCAAGUUCCAGUCCUUCCGUCUGUUGAGGUUUUGGUCAAGGCUUUAGUUGUCUUAUCACCUGCAACAUUGUCUGCUGUGCCACAUGUUUGCAAGCAAAUUUUAUUUUGUUCGCAUCAUCCAUGCCUCAUUGGCUCAGCUAAGAGAAAUGCAGUGUGGAGGAGGGUACAGAAGUGUUUGCAGAGACAAGGCUUUGAUGUGGUUCAUCUUCUUUCCACUGAUGUUGCUGGCUUGUGUCAGGGCUUGCUGGGCUCAAGGGGACUGAUGAGUCAAAACCAUUUUGAGCAAGAAGCAGCAAUAAACUCAUUCUCAACUCUGAUGUCUAUAAUUCCUGGAGAAACUUAUGCUGAAUUUGUUAAGAACUUCAAUGACCUUCCAGACCGUCAUGCACAUGAUAUGUUUUCAGAGAAUGACAUUCAGAUCUUUCGUACUCCUGAAGGGACGCUUUCCACUGAGCAAGGAGUUUAUAUUGCUGAAUCCAUUUCAGCUAAGAACACAAAACAACCGAAAGGCCGUUUCCGAGCCUAUGAUAGCAAUGAUGACCUGGACAAAGGAAAUUCUAAUCGUUUGCCAAGACGCGAGCUUUCUAGCAAAGAUGCCACUGUUCUAGGGAAAAAGGAUGGUGGAAAGUCAACUAAGAAAUCUGACAAGGACAAGGAUAAGGGAAAGACAGCUAAGGAAGAGGCACGCGACAUGCAGCUUAGGGAGGAAGCCUGCAUACGAGAAAGCGUGAUGAUUGUGCAAAAUCAUCUCUCUUCAAUGCUGAAAGCUCUAGGAGAAAUGGCCAUAGCCAAUCGUGUUUUCACACAUAGUCAGCUACCUUAUUUGUUCAAGCUUAUCGAUCCUCUAUUAUGUUCACCAAUAGUUGGUGAUGUGGCAUAUGAUGCGCUGGUGAAGCUCUCAAAUUGUGUUGCCUCUCCUCUCUCCAACUGGGCUCUUGAAAUUGCCACUGCUUUGCGUCUAAUUAGGACAGAGGAUGCCAAUGUCCUAUGGGCACUAUUUCCGUCUGCCAGUGAGGAGGCCAAUGAAAAGCCUGGUCUCUUUGAGCGAGUAGUAAAUGGCUUAUCGUUUUCAUGUAAAUCUGGGUCUCUUCCUGUGGAUUCGUUUACUUUUAUUUUCCCAAUAAUGGAGAGGAUAUUGCUGAGUUCUAAGAAGAUGAGGCUGCAUGAAGAUGUUCUCCAGAUAAUUUUCUUACAUUUGGAUCCUGUUUUACCCCUUCCUAGGGUUCGAAUGCUAUCAGUUCUAUAUCAUGUUCUUGGUGUUGUUCCUGCUUAUCAAGCUUCCAUUGGACCAUCACUAAAUGAAUUGUGUCUAGGUUUGUCAGCAGCAGAAGUGGCACCAGCCCUUUCGGGUGUUUAUGCCAAAGAUGUUCAUGUAAGAAUGGCAUGCUUAAAUGCAGUUAAAUGCGUUCCUGCCCUUGCUGGCCACUCUAUUCCUGAAAAUAUUGAAGUUGCAACCAGCAUAUGGCUUGCUUUACAUGAUCCUGAAAAGUCGGUUGCUGAAGCUGCAGAAGACAUAUGGGACCACUAUGGAUAUGACUUGGGGACUGAUUAUUCAGGAAUCUUUAAGGCACUUUCAAACAUCAACUUUAAUGUUAGGGUUGCUGCUGCUGAAGCAUUAGCUGCAGCUUUAGAUGAAAAUCCGGAUACAAUACAGGAGUCAUUAUCAACUUUAUUCUCAUUGUAUAUCCGUGAUGCUGGUUUUUCUGAGGACACUAUUGAUGCUGGUUGGAUCGGCAGACAAGGGAUAGCAUUGGCUUUACAUUCUGUGGCUGAUGUGCUUAGAACCAAAGAUCUUCCUGUUGUUAUGACAUUCCUAAUAUCACGAGCACUGGCUGAUCCUAAUGUGGAUGUUAGGGGAAGAAUGAUUAAUGCUGGUAUACUGAUUAUUGACAAGCAUGGGAAUGAUAAUGUGUCCCUGCUAUUCCCAAUUUUCGAAAACUACUUGAACAAAAAGGCAUCUGAUGAAGAGAAAUAUGAUUUGGUGCGUGAAGGUGUUGUGAUAUUUACUGGUGCUUUGGCAAAGCAUUUGGCAAAGGAUGAUCCUAAGGUCCAUGCUGUUGUUGAAAAGUUGCUGGAUGUUCUGAACACUCCUUCUGAAGCUGUUCAACGAGCUGUCUCUUCCUGUUUGUCUCCACUAAUGCAAUCAAAACAGGAGGAUGGACCUGCUCUUGUUUCUAGGCUUCUAGAUAAAUUAAUGAAGAGUGACAAAUAUGGGGAGCGCCGAGGAGCAGCUUUUGGACUUGCAGGGGUUGUUAAGGGUUUCAAAAUUUCCUGCAUAAAGAAAUAUGGUAUCAUUACAACCUUGCGUGAAGGAUUUCUAGACAGGAAUUCUGCUAAAAGCCGUGAAGGAGCAUUAUUAGCAUUUGAAUGCCUCUGCGAGACACUAGGAAAAUUGUUUGAGCCCUAUGUAAUUCAAAUGCUACCAUUACUACUGGUUUCUUUCUCUGAUCAAGUGGUUGCGGUCAGAGAAGCUGCAGAAUGUGCUGCUCGGGCAAUGAUGUCUCAAUUGACUGCUCAAGGAGUGAAGCUAAUCCUUCCAUCACUUCUAAAGGGCCUCGAAGAUAAAGCUUGGAGGACAAAGCAAAGUAGUGUUCAACUUCUUGGUGCUAUGGCAUACUGUGCGCCGCAGCAGUUGUCACAGUGCCUCCCUAAGAUUGUGCCAAAGUUAACAGAGGUCUUGACUGACACUCAUCCCAAAGUUCAAUCAGCUGGACAGACAGCACUUCAGCAGGUAGGGAGUGUUAUAAAGAAUCCCGAGAUAUCUGCUCUUGUGCCUACACUUCUGAUGGGCCUUACAGAACCCAAUGAACACACAAAAUACUCCCUUGACAUACUCCUCCAGACAACUUUUGUUAAUACAAUUGAUGCUCCAUCUCUGGCAUUGUUGGUACCCAUUGUCCAUCGAGGCCUUAGAGAAAGAAGUGCUGAAACUAAGAAGAAAGCUGCCCAAAUUGUUGGGAACAUGUGUUCUUUGGUCACAGAACCAAAGGACAUGAUACCUUAUAUAGGAUUGCUUCUUCCUGAAGUUAAAAAGGUUCUUCUGGAUCCUAUUCCUGAAGUUCGUUCAGUGGCUGCAAGAGCCAUUGGCUCUCUUAUAAGGGGAAUGGGAGAAGAAAACUUCCCAGACUUGGUUCCUUGGUUGUUAGAUACUCUGAAAUCAGAUGGCAGUAAUGUUGAGCGCUCAGGAGCAGCACAAGGCCUUGGCGAGGUAUUGGCUGCACUGGGUAUAGAGUAUUUUGAGACCAUACUUCCAGAUAUUAUUCGGAACUGUUCUCAUCAAAAGGCAUCAGUUCGUGAUGGCUAUUUGACACUCUUUAGGUAUCUUCCGAGAUCUUUAGGUGUCCAAUUCCAGAACUAUUUGCAGCAGGUUCUUCCAGCAAUUAUAGAUGGACUUGCCGAUGAGAAUGAAUCUGUGCGUGAUGCUGCACUUGGUGCUGGCCAUGUUUUGGUGGAGCAUUAUGCAACAACAUCCUUGCCUCUGCUUCUUCCUGCUGUGGAGGAAGGCAUUUUCAAUGAUAAUUGGCGUAUUAGGCAGAGCUCUGUGGAAUUGUUGGGUGAUCUUUUGUUUAAGGUUGCUGGAACAUCUGGAAAAGCUCAUCUUGAGGGUGGUAGUGAUGAUGAAGGUUCUAGUACUGAAGCUCAUGGACGGGCAAUCAUUGAGGUACUUGGAAGGGAGAAGCGUAAUGAAGUUCUUGCUGCACUGUAUAUGGUUCGGACUGAUGUCAGCAUAACUGUGCGCCAGGCUGCAUUGCAUGUGUGGAAAACUAUAGUUGCAAAUACUCCUAAAACUCUAAAGGAAAUUAUGCCAGUUUUGAUGAGCACAUUAAUUAGUUCUCUUGCUUCCUCAUCCUCUGAGAGGCGACAGGUUGCCGGCCGAGCACUGGGUGAGCUUGUUAGGAAACUCGGAGAAAGAGUGCUUCCAUUAAUCAUUCCAAUAUUAUCAAAAGGUCUAAAUGACCCUAACCCUGGCAGAAGACAAGGUGUUUGCAUUGGUUUAAGUGAAGUGAUGGCAAGUGCUGGGAAGAGCCAGUUGCUGAGUUUCAUGGACAAGCUUAUCCCUACCAUUCGGACAGCACUUUGUGAUAGCAUGCCUGAGGUUCGUGAAUCAGCUGGGUUGGCAUUCAGCACUCUCUACAAGACUGCUGGGAUGCAAGCAAUUGAUGAGAUUGUUCCGACACUUCUGCAUGCUCUGGAGGACGAUCAAACCUCUGAUACUGCUCUGGAUGGUUUAAAACAGAUUUUAAGUGUCAGGACCAGUGCUGUGCUGCCUCAUAUCCUUCCCAAGCUUGUCCACCUUCCUCUUUCUGCCUUCAAUGCACAUGCUUUGGGAGCUUUAGCAGAGGUUGCUGGACCUGGUCUUGAUGUCCACCUUGGUACCAUCCUUCCUGCUUUACUCACUGCAAUGGGCUAUACUGAUAUGGAGGUUCAAAGUCUUGCCAAGAAAGCAGCAGAAACUGUUGUCACUGUAAUUGAUGAGGAAGGUAUCGAGUCUUUGCUGUCGGAGCUUCUCAAAGGAGUUGGAGAUAGUCAGGCUUCAAUCAGACAAAGUUCUGCAUACUUAAUUGGAUAUUUAUUUAAAACCAGUGAUCUAUAUCUUGUUGAUGAGGCUCCAAAUGUGAUAUCCACCCUGAUUAUUUUACUAAGUGAUUCAGAUUCAGCUACCGUGACGGUUGCUUGGGAAGCAUUGUCUAGUGUGAUAAGUUCAGUUCCUAAAGAAGUUCUUCCUUCGUAUAUAAAGUUGGUUCGCGAUGCAGUAUCAACAUCCAGGGAUAAAGAACGUAGGAAGAAAAAGGGAGGACCAGUUCUAAUACCUGGUUUUUGCCUCCGGAAAGCUCUUCAACCUGUGCUUCCUAUUUUCCUCCAGGGUCUUAUAAGUGGAUCUGCUGAAUUAAGAGAGCAAGCAGCUUUGGGCCUUGGAGAGUUAAUUGAAGUGACAAGUGAGCAAGCAUUAAAGGAGUUUGUCAUUCCAAUCACAGGGCCGUUGAUUCGUAUAAUAGGGGACAGAUUCCCAUGGCAAGUGAAAAGUGCAAUUCUCUCAACUUUGAGCAUCAUAAUACGGAAGGGUGGGUUGGCCCUAAAGCCUUUUCUUCCCCAGCUUCAAACAACAUUUGUUAAGUGUUUGCAGGAUAAUACAAGGACUGUUCGAUCAAGUGCUGCUCUUGCCCUUGGUAAACUAAGUGCACUCACAACUAGGAUUGAUCCUUUGGUUGGUGAUCUUUUAUCUGCUUUACAGCAGGCUUCAGAUGUUGGAAUUCGUGAGGCUAUUUUGACUGCUUUGAAAGGAGUGAUCAAACAUGCUGGCAAAAGUGUAAGCAGUGCUUCUAGAACACGUGUCUAUACACUCUUAAAGGAUUUGAUAUACAAUGAUGAUGACCAGAUACGAGUUUGUGCUGCCAACAUAUUGGGAAUCAUAUCACAGUAUUUAGAAGAUGAAGAAGUUCUUGAUUUACUUAAUGAGAUCACAAACUCAGCAUCGUCUUCUACCUGGUGCACAAGGCAUGGAGCAGUACUUACAAUCUCUUCAAUGCUAAAGCACUCUCCUGCCAUCAUUUGUACUUCUUCAUCAUACGGAGCUGUAGUAAAUUGUCUCAAAAGUAGCUUAAAAGAUGAAAAGUUCCCGAUCCGUGAAACAUCCACAAGAGCAUUUGGAAGACUCCUAUAUCAUCAAAUUCAGAGUGAUUCUUCAAAUACUUCUUCACAUCUGGAAAUUCUUGGAUCUAUAGUAUCAGCCAUGCAGGAUGAUUCAAGUGAAGUUAGAAGACGAGCUUUGUCUUCUCUUAAAAUGGCUGCCAAAUCUAACCCUAGUGCCGUAAUGAUCCAUGUAUCAAAGUAUGGCCCCGUACUAGCUGAGUGCAUGAAGGAUGCAAGUACACCUGUCAGAGUUGCUGCCGAGAGAUGUGCCUUGCAUGCUUUCCAAUUGACUAAAAGUGCAGACAAUGUUCAAGCUGCACAAAAGUUUAUCACAGGUUUGGAUGCUAGGCGGAUUGCGAAGCUCCCAGAAUAUAGUGAUGUUAGUGAAGACAGCGACAUUGAUACUUCGAGUGGCUAAAACCAGAUUUUGCGGCGCAGUUCAACAAUGGCUGAGGUUUUGUGUUGAUGUUUCCAUGACACUUGUGACUACAGGAAUGUGAUCGAAGUGCAUAGUCACAUGUGGUAUAUACAUACAAAUAUUCAACAAAGAUUUUCACCAAUUUUGUAGCCAUUUAUACUAUAUAUAUAUAAGGAUUAUAAACUUGAAGGAGGUCCAGAGGUCGAACUCCGAAAUCAUGAUAUAAAUUAUUGUAUGAUAUACUGUAGAUAUUCGAUCAUAGUUGUUGAAGCAUCAAGGCUUGAUGGUUAUUUGGGAAUUCGUUAAAAAGAAAGCUUUUUAUGUCAAUUUUCAAAGGAUUGAAAGAGGGUUUCCAGCUGACCCACCUUUGCAUUUCUCUUGAA